This is a messenger RNA of Prunus armeniaca (apricot), 810 nucleotides long. NCBI's taxonomy places the organism in Eukaryota, Viridiplantae, Streptophyta, Magnoliopsida, Rosales, Rosaceae. The record is from the annotation of a GenBank genome assembly.
AUGGGUGAGUCCAGUGCAAGUGGUACCCAAGAAAUCCGAAUUACAGUAGUAAAGAAUGAACACAAUGAGCUCAUACCUCAGAGGACAGUCACGGGUUGGCGGGUUUGUAUUGACUAUCGGAAGCUCAACAGUGCAACCCGAAAGGAUCAUUUUCCAUUACCCUUCAUUGAUCAAAUGCUUGAGCGACUUGCAGGCCAUAGUCAUUAUUGUUUUCUUGAUGGGUAUUUAGGGUAUAACCAAAUUCCGAUAGCUCCAGAAGAUCAAGACAAAACAACAUUCACUUGUCCCUUUGGCACUUUUGCAUAUCGAAGAAUGCCUUUUGGUUUAUGCAACGCUCCAGCAACCUUCCAAAGAUGCAUGAUGAGCAUAUUUUCAGAUAUGGUGGAGAGGUUUAUUGAAGUGUUUAUGGAUGACUUCACAAUUUUCGGUUCCUCUUUUGAUCAGUGCCUCCACCAUCUUUCAUUGGUGCUCCAACGGUGUCAAGAAACCAAUUUGAUCUUAAAUUGGGAAAAGUGCCACUUUAUGGUAAAAAGGGGAAUAGUUCUCGGCCAUAUGAUCUCCUCUCAAGGCAUUGAAGUAGAUAGAGCCAAGGUGGAGCUUAUUUCGAAGCUUCCCCCUCCAACCUCAGUCAAAGAAGUUCGCUCCUUUCUUGGACAUGCAGGUUUUUACCGACGAUUCAUCAAGGAUUUCUCGAAAGUCACAAAACCCUUGUGUGAUUUGCUUGCUAAGGAUUCUAUUUUUAACUUUAAUGAAGAGUGUUUGACAGCUCUCGAAACUCUCAAGAAAGAAUUGACCAAGCCCCUAUCAUAA